Messenger RNA from Myotis daubentonii (Daubenton's bat), 2558 nucleotides. RefSeq names its product polypeptide N-acetylgalactosaminyltransferase 8 (gene GALNT8). The record is from RefSeq and is a predicted model, not a curated record. Gene Ontology annotation, biological process: protein O-linked glycosylation. Gene Ontology annotation, cellular component: Golgi apparatus. NCBI's taxonomy places the organism in Eukaryota, Metazoa, Chordata, Mammalia, Chiroptera, Vespertilionidae. Gene Ontology annotation, molecular function: polypeptide N-acetylgalactosaminyltransferase activity.
GAUCAGUGAAGCAGGGCCAUCGCCUGGGGCUCACCUCCACCUUAGAAAGCUCUCCUCAAGUUUGUUGACUUUGACUUCUGAGACAGUGCAAGGUGUACCCAGGGAGCCUGCCGUUCAUUGGGUGGCUGCCCUGACAUACUCCACACCUGACACUGCUCAGGGAGAAGCCAGGCAGCCUGUGCCAGCUUUCCAGUCGGAGAACAUCUGGUUCAGCAGGCAGGGUGUCAUCUCUGCACCCAGGAGACCAGGCUCGGCUGAUUCUGAUCCUUAGCUUCCCGAGCAGCGACACUCAGCCCCGCAGGGAGCGGCCGAGCCGGAGUAGGAGUAUGAUGCUCAGGAGACAUCUCUGCAAAGUUCUCUGCAUUGGGCUGACUCUCGUUAUUGUCUACAAUCUCCUCCUGGUAGUUUAUACCAAGAUGACUUUACAAAAGUUGAUUCUGGGUGGUGUCCAAAAGGAGCUUCACUUCCCUCUGUCUGAAUGGAACGAGACGGUGAUAAAGAAACUUUCUCACCUGGAGUUGGAGUUGCAGCAUCUGCAAGAAAGUAUGAAAUUGGCUAUGAAGCAACAAGAAAAUGUGGACAACACACUGAAGAGGGUGAGAGAUGAACAACCUGUUCCAAAGGCAGUGGAAGCCAAGGCAAGCGAGACAAAGAAACACAGACCCAGAGAGAAACUCUUCCCAAACUCACCACUUUUCAAGCAGUGGGGUGAGGAUCUCUCUGAGGCCCAGCAGAAAAGGGCCCAGGACCUCUUCCAGAAGUUUGGUUACAAUGUUUACCUCAGUAACCUGCUGCCCCUGAACCGGUCCAUCCCAGACACGCGGCAUCCCAGGUGUCUUCAGAAGACAUAUUCUUCACAACUCCCAUCGCUCAGUGUCAUUCUCAUAUUCACGAAUGAAGCUCUGUCCAUUAUACAACGAGCCAUCACCAGUAUCAUCAACCGGACCCCCUCUCAAUUGUUAAAGGAAAUCAUCUUGGUGGACGAUUUUAGCUCAAAUGAAGAACUAAAGGCAAACUUGGAUGAGCUUAUUAAGCUUUACAACCAGAAGUAUCCAGGACUACUGAAAAUAGUACGGCAUACCAAGAGACAAGGUCUUGCUCAAGCCCGCAACACUGGCAGGGAAACGGCCACAGCUGAAGUGGUAGCCAUCCUGGAUGCUCAUAUUGAAGUGAACGCUGGGUGGGCAGAGCCCAUCUUGGCCCGGAUUCAGGAAGACCACACUGUGAUUGUGUCUCCUGUGUUUGACAAAAUUAACUUUGACACCUUUGAACUAGAAAAGUAUGGAUUGGCAGUUGAUGGGUUUAACUGGGAACUGUGGUGCCGUUAUGAUGCACUGCCAAAAGCCUGGAUUGAUCUGAAUGAUGUCACCGCUCCAGUGAAGAGUCCUUCCAUCAUGGGCAUCCUGGCAGCCAACAGGCUCUUCCUGGGAAAGAUUGGGUCUGUGGAUGGUGGAAUGCUGGUCUAUGGAGGAGAGAAUGUGGAGCUUAGUCUGCGGAAAGUUUGUGUUAUCCUGGCCAGAUACAAACUCCCUAAGCCAUACCUGCUUCACCAAGAACCUAGCAUGGUGUGGCAGUGUGGGGGGAGAAUUGAGGUUUUGCCCUGCUCCCGGAUUGCUCACAUAGAGAGACAUCACAAGCCCUAUGCCUUGGACCUGACUCCUGCCAUGAAGCGCAAUGCUCUCAGAGUGGCCGAAAUCUGGAUGGAUGAGUACAAAUACAUGGUCUACUUGGCCUGGAACAUACCACUGCAGAACUCUGGAAUCGAUUAUGGAGACAUUUCUUCCAGAAUGGCACUCCGGGAAAACCUGAAAUGUAAAACUUUUGACUGGUAUCUGAAAAAUGUUUAUCCAGCCCUGAAGCCAAUCCACAACAUUGUAGGCUAUGGAAGAAUAAAAAACUCGCUGAGUGAAAAUGACUGCCUGGAUCGGGGCCCUAUUAAGGGCAAGACCCCCAUCAUGUAUUUUUGUAAUGAAUACAGUCCACAGAAAGUCUACUACCAUCUAACUGGGGAGUUGUAUGUGGGAUCACUGAUUGCAGAGGCAAAUGCCGAGGACUGCUGCCUGACAGACCCUGGCAGUGGGGAGAAUCCCACUUUGGAGCCAUGUUCCAAGGCAGCCCAAAAUGGACUGCACAUAUAUUGGGAUUUUAAGCCGGGAAGAGCCCUCAUAAACAGGGCCACCAAACGAUGUCUGGAGUUAAAGAAGGCUUCCAGUUACUAUAUGCCUGUGCUGCGGCCCUGCACCACACAAGUGUGGACAAUCCAGCACACCAUCGGAAACUGGGGGUCCAACUAGCAUCCAGCAAUCCUCAGAGAGCCUAGAUUUGAGACACCAAUUCUUGCCACUGAAUGGCUUCUAUUUCCAAUUCUGUUCAGAGUGCCAGUGGGUGAGAGAAAGAAAAUGUGUGUGUGUGUGUGUAUUUACUGUGACUUCCGCCUGUGACACACAGGAUGUGGUAGGGGAGGGCUGUGGAUGUGUCCUGGAGUCCUGGCCGGGGAGAGUAAGGAAACUACAACACUUCACCCCAGCUUCCCUUGGAAUUAUAUAUAUCAAACGCCA